This is a messenger RNA of Sphenostylis stenocarpa, 429 nucleotides long. NCBI's taxonomy places the organism in Eukaryota, Viridiplantae, Streptophyta, Magnoliopsida, Fabales, Fabaceae. The record is from the annotation of a GenBank genome assembly.
AUGGCCCUAUAUACCACAAGUGUUCAUUCUCUUAGUAAAGAACUUCUUCUCCCCGCAUGUGCAAAGAAUGAAAAUUUGUGUUCAGAAUCUCUUACAGGUCUCUCUACACAUUCUCCUCUCCUUAAAUUUUCACGUCCAAAAGAAGCACAAGUUGUUAAUGCAGAGACAAAUAGACCAGACCGAAGACACAAAGAGAGAAAGACAGAUCUAGCUAGAGAGAAGCCACAAAUAUCUAAAGAGACAGAAAGUUAUCAUGAUCUGAUUUUUGAUUUGGGCUGGAAAGAAGGCAAGGCGCUGCGUCAGUGCUUUCACAGUUUCACACUUUCCGUCACUUCAUCAAAUUCCAAUCCCUCAAAAUUUUCCCGAGAAAACAAAAGAAAAACCUUCCAAAUUUUCCUUCCAUCCAAAUACACUCACUCUCUGUCGUAA